This is a messenger RNA of Saccharomycodes ludwigii, 1422 nucleotides long. RefSeq names its product oxysterol-binding protein OSH6 (gene OSH6). The record is from RefSeq and is a predicted model, not a curated record. Lineage: Eukaryota; Fungi; Ascomycota; Saccharomycetes; Saccharomycodales; Saccharomycodaceae. Gene Ontology annotation, molecular function: sterol binding. The coding region runs from base 1 to 1422 and encodes 473 amino acids. Gene Ontology annotation, cellular component: intracellular membrane-bounded organelle; cytosol; cortical endoplasmic reticulum. The transcript has a single exon.
AUGCCGUUAGGAAUGUUAAAGGGAAUAAGUGGAGGUAGUUCUGGUGGUGAAAAUAAAUCUUCUCAAUCAGUUGAUUCAUCCUCUUCUUCAAAUGUCGUAACCCAAGGUAACCAAUACCAUAAUAACCACCAAGAUAGUGGUAGUAAUUCUACUAGCCAGGAAAAAACCAGUGGAAGUAGUACUUUAGAUACGGAUGAUAUAGAUGAAACCGAUGAAGGUGGCCAAAGUAUCUUGUUAGGUAUUAUUUCCCAAUUAAAGCCUGGUUGUGAUUUAUCAAGGAUCACGUUGCCAACCUUUAUUUUGGAAAAAAAAUCUAUGUUAGAGAGAAUCACUAACCAAUUACAACAACCUGAUAUAUUGCUAGAUGCCCAUGCCGAGAAGGACCCAUUGGAACGUUUUGUUAAGGUUGUCAAGUGGUAUUUGUCUGGUUGGCAUAUUGCUCCUAGAGCUGUUAAAAAACCGUUGAACCCUGUUUUAGGUGAAUAUUUCACUUGUUAUUGGGAUUUGCCAAACAAAGAGCAGGCUUUUUACAUUUCAGAACAGACCAGCCACCAUCCACCAAAGUCGGCUUAUUUCUAUAUGAUUCCUGAAUCCCAGAUUAGAGUUGAUGGUGUCGUUUUUCCUAGAUCUAGAUUUUUGGGAAAUUCUUCUGCUGCUAUGAUGGAAGGGCUAGCUGUUUUGUCGUUUUUGGACAUGAAAGAUCCUAGAAAUAGCGGACCGGAAAAAUAUACUUUUACUCAACCUAAUGUUUACGUGAGAGGCGUUUUGUUUGGUAAAAUGCGUAUUGAGUUAGGGGACCAUAUGAUCAUCAAGGGGCCUACCUAUCAUGUUGAUAUUGAGUUCAAGACCAAAGGAUUUAUAUCAGGUACCUACGAUGCUAUUGAGGGCGUUAUUAAAGAUUAUAAAGGGAAUGAUUAUUACGAAAUCAGCGGUAAGUGGAAUGAUAUUAUGUAUAUCAAGAGUUUGAGAGGGAAAGGUCAUAAAAAACAGGUUUUGUUGGAUGUCAACAAGACACAUCCAUUAAAACCAAAAGUUAGAAGUUUGGAUGAACAAGGUGAAUAUGAAUCUAGGAAAUUAUGGAAAAAGGUUACAGACGCCUUGGCUGUUCGUGAUCAUGAAGUGGCUACCGAGGAGAAAUACAAGAUUGAGGAAAACCAAAGAGAAUUGGCUAAGAAGAGAAUUGAAGAUGGUGUAACUUUUCAUCCAAAAUUAUUUAGAGAGUCUACCAACCCUGAAGAUGAGUUAGAUUACUAUUUGUAUAGAUGUAUUCCAAGCACAGCCUCUGAUGAAGAAAAGAUUAAGGAUAUUUUAGAAACUGCGCCAAUCCUGCCAGGUCAACACUUUACUGAAAAGUUUAUGAUUCCUGCAUAUAAAAAGCAUCAACUUCAAGAAAAACUGCUCAAAGAAUCUGAAAAAAAAUAG